GCACGUGGGACACCUGGAAGGCUUCCUUCAGGGUCGAACAGGAAUCUUUCAACUUAGUGGACGACCGCCCUUGGGGAAGCCGCCAACAUCCCUUUUUGAGAAGUGGUGGCUGCCUGAGGAGCUUUUCGUAGCCAUGAGCUUCCGCACGAUGAACUGCCGCACAGACACUACCCAUGGCAACCCAGCCAUCGGCCGUCGUGAACACAUGAGGCUCCACCUGAUGCAUCGCGAGCGCCUGCAGAACAUGCGCUCUGCCCUGGAUACCCGCGCGCCAACACCUCAGCCUCACCUGCAGCUCUAUGGCCGUGACUAUGUGGCGAAGAAGCGAGCCACCACCGAAGCGGCGUUUAGUGACCUGAAGAUGAUCCAGUCCAUUGCGAAGAUCAUGACUCGAGACAGCAAGAUCGAAGACAGGAAGGGGCCUGUGAGCCUGAAUGCAGAUCGGCGCAAGCAGGAGAUCUACGACAUCAUGAAGGGCAACCACCAGCUGCUGAG
This is a messenger RNA of Symbiodinium necroappetens, 495 nucleotides long. The record is from the annotation of a GenBank genome assembly. Lineage: Eukaryota; Dinophyceae; Suessiales; Symbiodiniaceae.